AUGGAUCAUGUUUUUGGAGCCAGUUAUGGAGCACCAUUUGUUGGCGACUAUGAGCCUCCAAGCUGCGAUUUUGACACUGUGCGAAUCAACCUCACAGUAACCUCUCGGGGGAAGCAGUUUGACCGUCUCGCACUCCUGUAUCUGGGAGACAACGAAGUGUUCCGGACUUCAACAGCAGAGCCGACAGCAAAUGGGAUUGUUUGGACAUAUGUCAAAGAAAUGUCGCAGUAUUACUCGCUAUGGAAGAGUCCCCAGAGGUUGAUAUUUGACUUGGGAAAUAUCAUUAACGAUGUUUACACCGGCUCAUUCAAUGUGACCCUGAUGGCGCACUUCUCUGAGGAGCAAAAUGUCAAGACCGCAGAUCUAAUUCUUCCUAUCUCUGCCAGAAGGUCAACGUCAAACUCUUCAAGUGCCUUCCAACUGCCCACCGACAACACAACAGUCAUGUACGAGAUCCCUGCUGCAGCAUCGCGUGCUGUUGUGUCAAUUUCGGCAUGUGGGCAAUCAGAAGAAGAGUUUUGGUGGUCCAAUGUCUUCUCUGAAGAUACCCAAGACUUUGAAAGCACUGUCGGUGAGCUGUAUGGAUACACUCCUUUUCGUGAAGUUCAGCUUUAUAUCGAUGGGAUACUUGCCGGGCUUGUCUGGCCAUACCCCACUAUCUUUACGGGAGGCGUGGCUCCUGGAUUCUGGCGUCCGGUCGUUGGAAUUGAUGCAUUUGAUCUCCGACAGCCGGAGAUUGAUAUAUCCCCCUUUCUCCCUAUGAUUCAAGACGGGAGAAAACAUUCGUUUGAAAUCCGGGUGACUGGUCUUAAUGUCUCUGCAGACGGGGGCAUCACAUUGGCAAAUACUGUGGGCUCAUAUUGGGCUGUUGCAGGAAAUAUUUUUAUAUAUACCGAUAACGAUAGCUCAGUCCACAAAGCCACUAUCACUGGUGACAGCAGUCAGCCCACAGUGUUUGCUCCCUUGCCAGUAUUUGCUGUGACUCGAAGUCUUUUGCACAAUAAAACCGGAGGAAAUGAUUCCUUAUCAUACUCUGUGGUUGUCAAACGAGUCUUCAGCGCAACUUCUUCUCGGCACUCGUGGUCCCAGAAACUAUCCUUUUCCAAUCAUGGUCUCCUCAACCAGCAAGGAUACAGUCAAGUUAACAGACAAACUACAACUGGCACUAACACCAUCACCAAGCUCGGGGAUACACCCAUCUCAAACAGCAUUAAAUUCCAAUAUCCCUUGCUUGUCAACGCAACUUACAGCAUCACCUCGAAUGAGACGACGAUUGAAUCUUGGAUGAAAAGAGGGCUUGAUUUUGAGGCAACAGGGGGGCUCGGUAUUUCCACUUACACCUUGAAUUCAGGGCCAUCAUACCUACACACAAGUCAGUCUGGCACGGCGCAGUAUAGAUCUGUCACUGGCGGGAGCUCAAGCUCUUGGGGUGACACCAUCAAUGUUAUCAACAGUCAUAUGAAUGGACAACCGUACCAUCGAUCUGUUCAUGCAGUCAAUGGUACCGUUGUAUAUGACACCGAUCCUAAACGCAAAAUCUUUGCUUCUUCUUCUUCUCCGCAAGAUCAUGAGGAUACGGGGAGAGACAGUGUGAGGGCUAUGAUUGGAAAAGGACCUGGUGCUCCUGUAAAUUAG
Penicillium digitatum Pd1 is the source of this 1635-nucleotide messenger RNA. RefSeq lists its product as uncharacterized. NCBI's taxonomy places the organism in Eukaryota, Fungi, Ascomycota, Eurotiomycetes, Eurotiales, Aspergillaceae. The record is from RefSeq and is a predicted model, not a curated record.